Messenger RNA from Mesorhabditis spiculigera, 3537 nucleotides. Lineage: Eukaryota; Metazoa; Nematoda; Chromadorea; Rhabditida; Rhabditidae. The record is from the annotation of a GenBank genome assembly.
AUGGGUGGUCAAGUCUCGGUGGUCGGGUCUGUGAAUGAAUACAUAUCAUCAGAAGAGGUCCGCAAUUACGUAAGCGACGAGGAAUUUGAACGACUGAAGAGAGCUUUUGCGCGCUUCAAGAAAGGAGGCCUUAGUCAGGACGACUUCAAAUACCAUGUGCUUGGCGGGGCUCCGAUUCCGAAUGGAACAUUGCGGGAGCUAUUUCUUUAUUUCACGCGCGGUGCCGACAUCCUGACGUUCGAGAACCUGGUCACAGCAUUGGUUGGCGUAUGCAAAGUAGAACAUGUGCAAACCGCAUUUAUCCAAAAUCAUCCGCAGUUCAUCUCAUGGAGUUCAAAAACACCGUUGCUAUCGACGCCCAUUCGCGACUCAUACAGCUCUUUCUACGAGGUUAUGUCCUAUGUCACCCAUUUAUCAAUUGCCGAAGUCCGAGAAUUGGAAAAGGUUUUUGCGACGAUCAGUGACCGGGGCCGAUGCCGGAUAACGCAGAAAAACUGGGAGGAGGCUGCAGCAGGCUGUUUUCCUGAAUGGUUCGUCAAGGGAUUAUUCUUCAUCUUUGAUGACAAUCGAAAUGGCUCGAUUGAUUUCCGCGAGCUCGUAUGCGGGGUGUCAGCUUUAUGUCGAGGGCCUGUACCAUCUCGCCUCUCUUUUCUGGCAAAGCUUUGGGACGUGGAUUUGGAUGGAUCGCUCUCCCAGGCUGAGCUGGAAAAGUUAUACGAACAGUUACAAGUGCCAUCUACAAGUCGGACGAUAGCGGCAAGCCAUGGCGAGAAGAGUGCUCCUGUCGAUUUCGCUACUUGGGCAAUCACGGAAGGUGCAGAAUAUGUCAAGGAGCUUUCGGAGAUUUCUCUGGAAAUUGGCCACAUUUGCCUCGGCUUGCGGCCCGAGUCUCCUGAAGUUGAGCACCAAAUUAUCUCGAAUUUGUUGGAGCGAACCUCAAACCGUCUAUUGCCACUUUCGAAUAUCGUCAGCGCCCAAUGGCAUCGUGAAUGGAAGAAAGCGGUAUUAGCCGGGAAUCCCCCUCCGCCUGUUGACAAUCGAGAUAUCGGAGGCACAAAGGAGGAUCGUUCACCGAGUUCCAUGGUUGCUUGCAUCACAACUGAAUCUGCCUGCUUGCGGUCAAAUAUUACCCCGGGCGACUACAUUGCUGUUCCUCCCGUUGUUUGGCGGGCGCUGUUGCGAUGGCAUGGCAGCCAACAGUCGGUCGAUGGACAAUUUACUCGACGGCGCCUGCCCGCGGACAUAGCGGAGGAUGGCACUGAGCAGUUGGAGCUCUUUCCAUUGGAUGUGAUUUUAAUGCGUCAUGAGCAGAAGAAAGCGCCCACCCCGCGUGAAGAAUCAAGUUAUAUUCCUUGGGCGUAUGCUCAGGUUUCUCGCAUGACAACAGUUGGGGAACUCCUUAAAAUGGCAAAACUGGAGCUGAGAUUGGGAGAGGAAGAAGCGCGGCUAUGGCUGAUUACAAAGAAAGACGAAAAGGAGGCUCGACGUGAAAGUAAAGAUAGCGGUAGCCGACGGAAUGACACCGGCGCUAAUUCUAAGGAUGGGCGGAUUUUUGGCCCGACGGAGAAUUUAUUGCUGGAUGAACAUGACUGGCCGCUUGCUCAGGUCUCUAAAAGCGCCACGAACCUGAAGGUGUUCAUUGAAAUCCGCGAGAAAUUCACUGGAAUUUGGCCGGAAGAAGCUCGGAUGGCUUCGAUUGGCUCCGGGACUUUUGGGACAGCACACACAAAUAUUUUCCAGAAGGGGACGGUCGGAUUGGUUAACUCCGGUAAUACGUGCUACCGCAACGCCGCUCUCCAAUGUCUGGCCCAUGUCGCCCCAUUAACAGAGUAUUUGUUGGAAUCUACAGAGGAUGUUGAACGGGUGAAACACGCUUCCGGCUACGUGAUUACGCAAGAAUAUAUUAAACUCUUGAACGAAAUGUGGGCUACCGCCGGCAAGAUCAUCUCUCCAUCGUCAUUUAAUAGUGCAAUCGAUGAGACCGGCUAUUUCUCGCCGGGACAAAACGACUGUCAAGAGUUCUUGGGUUUUUUGAUGGACCAAGUAGAGACAACAUUGAAUCAAAUGUCCUUGGUCGAGCGAGGCUCACAGAACCAGCAAGGUCGUACACCAGCUAGCGACCAGAAUGGCGAAGAGCCGACUGAAGAAGAAAGUUUAUCGGCGAAAGCGUCUACUGCCUGGGCCAAUUAUAUGGAGGCAAACAACAACAUCGUUUCCAAACUGUUUGCCGGACAAUCAAAGUCGACUGUGACCUGCCAAUCGUGCAAAAAGACAUCGUCCGUCUUCGAGCCCUUCACCGUCCUCUCGUUGCCAAUCGAAUUCGGCGAGGCCUUGCUUUUAUGUGCCACUGUAGUCAAGCGGGACGGUACUCCACCCACUAGAUAUGGAUUCCGUUUGCCAAAAGAUUCGCAUAUUGGCGCAUUUAAGGAUGCCAUCUCGGAAAUCUGCGGGAUCCCGAGCUCGCGAUUCAUACUAUGUACAGAAGUCGAGGAACGAAUCUAUUGCUUCCGUGAAGAUACAAUGCGCGUUGCUGGGGCGAUCAAGCCUUCUAGCACGGUGUUUGCUUUGGAGCUACCGGAAGAUAAUGAUGGUCAUUGGGUUCUCGCACAGCAACGAUUUUUGCAAGUCAACCAGGAGCCGCAUUUUAUCGCUUCCGUGAAUGGGCUGUCGAUGAAGAAAUUCGGACUUCCCGUUAUUUUGAAGUGUACGGAAAAGACGACAGGCCUCGAUCUUUAUGCGGAUGCGUGGCGACAAGUUUCUCGUCUGAUUCGACCUCGUACUACACCGCUAUCCCGAGCCACCGAUCCAUGCGAAUUUUCGGCCCAAGAAUUUUCCUUCACGCUAGCGACUGUUGAUUCCUCAUUUAGAUGGUGCUCGAAAUGUCCUCCUCUGAAUUUUUGCAUGGGUUGUGUCGUGCCCGGGAAAGACGAUCUGGUACUUGGUUCUUUAACGGAGACAACUUGCUUGGCCUUCGAUUGGGGUGCGACUGAUCUCUACUUGCGGUAUGAUCUAGAAGGAGAGUUGACAACUAUCGAAGAUUCGUCGGUCAACCUUACCUGGCAGGUCCACUACAGUUCAUCCUCUAUCGAAGCACUACUUGAAAAAUAUAGCCGACCUGAGGUGCUAGAUUGCCCGUAUGAAUGUAGCGGCUGUCACAGAAAAUCCGAAGGCCAUCGUGUGUUUACGAUCUGGAGCCUUCCCCGCUAUCUAAUUGUCCAACUAAAGCGGUUCAAGUAUCUUCGCGAGGAAAGACGUGUCGCGAAGUGCGGACGGCCGAUCGAAUUCCCGUUCGACGACUUUGAUCCAUCUCCCUACACCGACCCUGAACGCCGAUCGAUCGAAGGAAAAUCGACGCGCUAUAAUUUGAUCGCGAUCGCUGUGCACUAUGGUGAACUUUUCAAUGGACACUUCGUGGCGUUUACUCGGAUUGAAAGCAACAAAUGGCUGCAUAUCAACGACACCCAUGUAAAGGAAGUAUCCAGCAGCGAAGUUGACCGGGAUCACGCUUAUCUGCUUUUCUACGAACGAAAAGGUGCU